CCUGUGCUCCUUGUCUCAGAGACUCUGCUGAAUGAACAGAAGGUUAAAACAAACAACAAGAAGCUGCCACCCCUCCUCACCUCCCUUCCUCUUUCCUGAUCCUCUCCUCAUCCUGUCAUCUCUCUCUCUCUCUCUCUCUCUCUUUGUGUGUGUACCUGAGAGUCAUACCUCUCUCCACUCUGCAGCCAGUCAGAACCAAGGGCAGGACAUACACACAAAGAUGAUGACAAGUAGUCGUAGGGCCACCCCGGCACAGCCCAGCCCCUCACACCUGUUAAUCAACCCUAAUGCCUCUGCAACCCCAGAACCUGGGUCCGGAGGCCACACCUCCACAAAGUUUAUGAGCGAGUUACACUCCCUCCACAUGCCCUCAUGGGCUAUAGGAGCUCUAUGCGUGGUGAGUGUGUGUCUGGUGUUGUCAUGCUGUUUGUGUGUCUGGAGGAAAUGUCUGAAGAAGAAAGACAAGGACACAGAGAAGGAGAAGAAGGGCUUGAACAUGGACACUGAGCUGGAGGGAGGCACCUCUGAGCCCCUGAAGGAUGAGGGUGAUACAGAGACCGGAUUGACUGGCAGGGAGGAGGAGGAGCCUAAAGAGGAAGUGAAGUUGGGCAGACUGGAGUUCUCAUUGGACUACAACUUCACAGAGAACACGUUGGUAGUAGGUAUCCUGCAGGCCUGUGAUCUCCCUGCCAUGGACGUUGGGGGAAGUUCAGACCCGUAUGUUAAACUCUACCUUUUGCCAGACAAGAAGAGGAAGUUUGAGACUAAAGUCCACAGGAAGACACUCAACCCAACCUUCAAUGAGACUUUCACCUUCAAGGUACCGUACAGUGAACUGGGAGGCAGGACUCUGGUGAUGACAGUGUAUGACUUUGACCGUUUCUCUAAACACGACGCUAUUGGAGCGCUACGAGUACCAAUGAGCAGCCUGGACUUCAGUCAGAUGACACAGGAGUGGCGGGAACUGAAGAAGGCAGAGAAAGAGGAGUCAGAGCGUCUGGGUGAUAUCUGUCUUUCUCUGAGGUACGUUCCUACAGCAGGGAAACUAAGCAUUGUCGUCCUCGAGGCCAAAAACCUAAAGAAGAUGGACGUAGGAGGACUAUCAGACCCCUAUGUAAAGAUACACCUUCUGCAGAAUGGAAAGAGACUGAAGAAGAAGAAAACCAGCAUCAAGAAGAACACUCUCAACCCUUACUACAAUGAGUCCUUCAGCUUCGAGGUGCCUUUCGAACAGAUACAGAAGGUGCAGGUAGCAGUGACCGUGUUGGACUAUGAUAAGAUUGGGAAGAAUGACGCUAUCGGGAAGGUUUUUCUAGGCGGAGCCAGCAGCGGCACAGAGCUCCGUCAUUGGUCAGACAUGCUGGCCAACCCCCGCCGGCCCAUUGCUCAAUGGCACGGCCUCAAAGCAGAGGAUGAAGUCAACGCUGAGCUGGCUGCCAGGAAGUGAUGUCACAUCCCUAGGCAGCUCUCUGUAGAAGACUACUUUAUAUUGAUGCAUACUGACUUUGCCCUUCUACUCCUACCCACUUAUAAACUCCCAAACCCUGAUACCCAUCCACCAUUCAUGACCCCCCCCCCCCCCCCCCUCUACUGUGUAAAGUAUUUAAGACACAUUACUAUCUGGGACAUUAGCAUGUAUAUAUCAUGAUAAUACUGUGAAAGAUGUACAUUAUACUAUGUUAUUAAACAUUCUAAG
Oncorhynchus nerka (sockeye salmon) is the source of this 1696-nucleotide messenger RNA. RefSeq names its product synaptotagmin-1-like. Gene Ontology annotation, biological process: regulation of dopamine secretion; synaptic vesicle endocytosis; calcium ion-regulated exocytosis of neurotransmitter. Gene Ontology annotation, cellular component: plasma membrane; exocytic vesicle; axon. The record is from RefSeq and is a predicted model, not a curated record. The transcript has 9 exons. Bases 32 to 1447 code for a protein of 471 amino acids. Lineage: Eukaryota; Metazoa; Chordata; Actinopteri; Salmoniformes; Salmonidae. Gene Ontology annotation, molecular function: phosphatidylserine binding; calcium ion binding; clathrin binding.